Aaosphaeria arxii CBS 175.79 is the source of this 1626-nucleotide messenger RNA. RefSeq names its product putative carbonyl reductase. NCBI's taxonomy places the organism in Eukaryota, Fungi, Ascomycota, Dothideomycetes, Pleosporales. The coding region runs from base 454 to 1470 and encodes 338 amino acids. The record is from RefSeq and is a predicted model, not a curated record. The transcript has 8 exons.
CCUAGCUCGAAAUGGACCGAAACGUAACACAAAACCAACGGGAGCUACGCAAAGCGUAAUGGGAGCUGCGCAAAUCGCGGCUGCCACUGAGCUAGAUUCAAUCAACCAAUCCUGCGGCUCCUUCAUUAUAGGUAUAGCAUAGGAUCUGUAAAUUCUGUUGACCGGACGAAAUUCGUCCUUGAUCGGCUCUGCGGAAACAAACGGACGUAACGCAUUAUAAUAUCGGAGCGAGGGAGCGUUUGACCCUAUACCCGGCUAGGUUUGACUAGUUCUUCGGUUUAACGUAUCAUGCCCAUUGUUUAGACGGAGACACCUGUGCCCCGUAUGGAAUAUGUCAAAGAGUUUUGGAAGCACGUAUAAUUAGCCUCCUUGGCCCUUUCAAUAUACGAAGCGUUGCAUAGUUUGACUCUCAUUUGUGAAGAUACAUGCCCGUAGCACUGGCGAGGUUGUAAUAUGGAGCCAUUCAAGAAGAAAUUCUCACCAGAGAACAUUCCUGAUCUAUCGCAGAAAGUUAUUAUCGUAACAGGGGGCGCAACUGGAAUCGGCAAGGAAACAGUAACCCAACUUCUUCGACGUAAUGCUCGGGUAUAUAUUGCAUCCAGGUCACAGAAAAAGUUUCAGGAACUGCUGGAAGAAUUAUCAGACCUCGAUGAUAUCCAAUCUUCUCUGAAGUUUCUAGAACUCAACUUGUCAGAUAUGAAGAGCUGUAUCCGCGCGGCAAAGCAAUUCAAGGAGAUGGAGACGAGACUUGACGUAGUGGUCGCUAACGCCGCGCUUUCUGUGAUGCCUGAGACUCUCACAACGGAUGGAAUAGAGAUCCAGUUUGGUACCAAUCAUCUUGGACACUUUGCCUUCAUUUACAACCUGCUUGAUCUCAUUAAACAAACGUCCAAGCAAUUUAGCGACGCCAGAAUUGUUGUGGUCGCAUCUCACGCUCACGCGAUGUAUAAGCCCGUACCAGGAAUGAUCAUUGACUUUGAUAGCUUGGGAGUAGAAGGGUUGUCAAGCAUUCGGACAACUGCAGAUGUACAAGCAAGCUUGCAAAGGUAUGCGCGCUCAAAGCUCGCAAACAUCCUUUUCGCCCGAGCUCUUCACAGACGCCUCCAGGAAACAGGCCACAGCAACGUAUUCGUCAACUGCCUUAACCCAGGUACAAUAGGAACAUCUGCCGGCACUGACUCUGCCGCCCUUCCGCCUUGGAUAGCCAUUCUCUCCUCGCUAGCCGUGCGAGUAACCAGUAUUCCAGUCCAAGACGGUGCCCGCACGAUACUCCUCCUCGCAACCGACCAGGAGAUCGCGACGCGCAAGUUAAGUGGUAGGUACUUCGACGUCGGUCCACUGUCGGGAAAAUUCUGGUACGAAUAUAGCUGGGACGCGACAGAGGCCAAAAUCUCCGAUGCCGCUAGGAAUGAAGAGCUGAUGGAGAUGUUGUGGAAAUGGAGCAUGGAUAUGAUGGAGCUAGUAAUGUGAAACUGUGUGUUGCUCCAGCCAAAGCGGAUGCGAGCUUUCUUUGCGUUAGCAGCUUUUGAUGUCAUCUGUGUCGAUAGUAUCAGAGUUCACCAAUUUGGAAGCAGCACUAAAUGGCAGCAACAUCCACGCACUCAAAGCUAAGUUAGUCGAACAAUG